Suillus discolor is the source of this 1461-nucleotide messenger RNA. RefSeq lists its product as uncharacterized. Lineage: Eukaryota; Fungi; Basidiomycota; Agaricomycetes; Boletales; Suillaceae. The record is from RefSeq and is a predicted model, not a curated record. The transcript has 7 exons. Bases 1 to 1461 code for a protein of 486 amino acids.
AUGCCAGCAGCUUCAUGGACUACCAAAGCGCAGUAUACAUGGCUCCAAGAACAAAUGCCAGAGUACAUGCAGCAAAGCACCGGGGACAAGGACUACUCCUGCUUCUGGCCCGGCAUACACAAAUAUUGGUUCAAAACAUGGCCAGAGCGCAAUAUUCUGUUCCCCGACAUCCCUGGUGAUGUGUCGCUCACUGUUGAGCAGACGAAACAAGAAGUUAAAGCUGAAGAGCAACGUAAAGUUCAACUGGCAACCUGGUUCCAUUGGCGGGCGGGUUCGCCCAAAAAGAAUCGCGGCUUGAAGAAGGAACAGACUGUCUUUGAUGCUGCCCUGCAACCGAAGACGCAUGCAAAGUCUGUCGAAGAGAUCUAUAUGGGCAUGGUCUACGACGAGCAGAUCAAACCCCUGGUCAAGGCCAAACAAGAAGCGGGCAAUGUGACUACUUCUGGUCACUGCAUGGCAUUGGGUCGAAGGUUGUCCAAGGAGCUCUUAGAAGAUGAGUCGGACGAGGUUAAAAAGGAGGUUAGAAAGAGGUACAACAAGCAGAUAAAAGGUAGCAAGGGAAAGGGUGACAUACUGGAUGACGAAGAUGAUGAUAACGAUGAAAGUGAUCCUGAUGCCAUCGCAAAAGGUAUUGACAAAUUGCCAAUCAUAUGCCAGCACUUUGCAUGCCUCGUCAAAAAACAAACUCAAUUCAUUGUGUCCUUCAUGUGCGCCGGACCUGACCCAAGGCAUAAUCAGGACAUAGUUACUUUAUCGUGCCAUCCAUCAGAAACCUCUGGUGGGCGCAAUUUUGCCCACCUGUACCCUGACAAGGACUAUGCCUUCCUUGGUGCGUACCAGGAAUUUGCAGAAUCAAUAUUCUCUGCGAAGGAACAUGACCCCUUGCUGCCAGCUACCACAAACGUCGGAGAUGGCAACAGGAGUGAGGAACUUGAAGAGGAUGAAAGUGGCGAAGAGGAUGAAAGCAGAGAGGAGAACGAAGGAGGUACUGAUACCAUGAGCUGGGAUAACCCCGGCCUUUAUACGAUUUUGCAGACACCUGAUGCAUCAACCGGACCUGAUGCAUCAAUGACAACUGAUGCAUCAAUGGCAGGCACCGUGGCGCUGGCACCGGCUGGCUUCGCUGAUGCAUCACUUCAGCUUACGGGACCAUUCUACUCUCAGUCCCAAUAUCCUGACUGGUCACUGGAUUUGCACAGUGUUAUGAUGCCUCAAGCUAGUGCGCCUCUCGGCUCAAUUGAACCAUUUGAGGCCCGAUUUUCACAGCCCGGUCUUAUGGCUACGGGAUAUCUUGGUAGCAGUACCGUGCAGAACACAUCAUUCAGCUCACCAGCUUCUUUGGGAUUCUCACUUGCUGACACCAUGCACGGGUGGAAUUUCAACAAUGACAAUCUUAAUUCGACAGGGUGGGAGACAUCUACUUCCCACCCUUCCAGCUGCCAACCCCCCUUCUCUGACUGA